Molecule: messenger RNA, 1527 nt
Organism: Rhizopus microsporus ATCC 52813
Lineage: Eukaryota; Fungi; Mucoromycota; Mucoromycetes; Mucorales; Rhizopodaceae
Product: glucose-6-phosphate dehydrogenase
Exons: 3
Coding region: 1-1527 (508 amino acids)
Biological process (GO): glucose metabolic process; pentose-phosphate shunt, oxidative branch
Cellular component (GO): cytosol
Molecular function (GO): NADP binding; glucose-6-phosphate dehydrogenase activity
Source: RefSeq, a predicted model, not a curated record
AUGCCACAAGAGACUGCCAUUAAAAAACUUCGCAACGACGUCGCUAAUCGAUUAAAGGGCGGUAUCACGAUUGUUGUAUUGGGUGCAUCUGGUGAUUUAGCCAAAAAGAAGACAUUCCCUGCCUUAUUCUCUCUUUACAAAGAUGGUUUCUUGCCUGAAAAGACAGAAAUUGUGGGAUAUGCUCGAUCUGAUUUGGAUACUCAAGAGUAUCAUAAGCGUGUCACGGCCAAUCUCGAAGCCGAGGACGAUGGGUCUAAAAAGAAGGUAGACGAAUUUAUUAAACUCUGUCAUUACGUCAAGGGCAAAUACGAUGAAGAUGAUUCUUUUAAGAAUCUUGACAAGUAUAUCUCAGAAUCUGAAGACAAACGUGGCCUCAAGGGUGAUCAAAAGAACAGAAUGUUCUAUAUGGCACUUCCUCCAAGCGUUUAUGUGCAAGUAUCUCAAGGUUUGCACAAGUUUGUACGCAGUAAGGAAGGACAUAAUGCACUUGUUAUUGAAAAGCCUUUUGGUAAGGACUCCGAGAGCGCCUGUAAGCUACUGAACGAAAUCAAGAAACUGUUUCCUGAAGAAGAGGUAUAUCGCAUUGAUCACUACCUCGGUAAGGAAUUAGCAAAGAAUAUCAUGAAUGUUAGAUUUGCAAAUAUGAUCUUUGGUCCUCUUUGGAGUAGCCAGUACAUUGACACUGUACAGAUUACCCUCAAGGAACCCUUUGGCUGCGAAGGCAGAGGUGGUUACUUUGAUGAAUACGGCGUCAUCCGUGAUGUCCUUCAGAACCACUUACUUCAAUUAUUUGCUCUUGUCGCUAUGGAACGUCCUAUCAAGCGUGAACCCGAGGCUAUUCGAGAUGAGAAAGUAAAGCUCUUACGAUGCGUAAGACCCGUCAAGAUGGAAGAUUGCUUGCUAGGACAAUAUGUCAAGAAUGGUGAUAAGCCCGGAUACACCGAAGACGAGACAGUAGCCGAUGACAGCCUAACAGCCACAUUUGCUGCUCUUGUCCUUUGGAUCGAUAACGAACGCUGGGACGGUGUUCCUUUUAUUCUCAAGAACGGAAAAGCUAUGGACAACAGCAAGGCAGAGAUACGUAUUCAAUUCAAAAAGGUACCCGGAAAUCUUUUCCAUGGUGUGCCUCGAAAUGAACUCGUUUUCCGCGUUCAACCAGGAGAAGCCAUUUACAUGAAGUUUAAUAACAAGGUUCCUGGAUUCUCUGUAGACAGCAUGAUCACAGAGCUUGAUUUAACUUACAAGUCUCGAUACGAUAAUUUGAAGAUACCUGCUGCUUAUGAAACUUUAAUAUUGGAUGUCAUGCGUGGUGAUCAUUCCAAUUUCGUAAGAGACGACGAAUUGGUUGCUGCUUGGAAUAUCUUUUCACCACUGUUGCACCAAAUUGAAAACGACAAGGUGAAGCCUCAUCCUUAUCCUUAUGGUUCCCGUGGACCUGAGCCAUUAGACGAGUUUGUAAAGAAAUAUGGUGUUGAAAGAAUUGACCAUGAGAAUUAUCAGUGGCCCAAGCAAAACCUUGAAGAAUAA